Musca vetustissima is the source of this 7074-nucleotide messenger RNA. RefSeq names its product sodium channel protein 60E (gene NaCP60E). NCBI's taxonomy places the organism in Eukaryota, Metazoa, Arthropoda, Insecta, Diptera, Muscidae. Gene Ontology annotation, biological process: membrane depolarization during action potential; neuronal action potential; sodium ion transmembrane transport. The transcript has 21 exons. The coding region runs from base 154 to 7074 and encodes 2306 amino acids. The record is from RefSeq and is a predicted model, not a curated record. Gene Ontology annotation, molecular function: voltage-gated sodium channel activity. Gene Ontology annotation, cellular component: voltage-gated sodium channel complex; plasma membrane.
UUUCAGACAUUCUGUGUGGUUUCAAAACGUUUUCGCAAAAAUUACAUACAUCGAUUUACCGGCACCAAAAGUUUAUUUCUCUUCCAUCCAUGGAGUGCGGCGAGACGAAUAUGCGUCUAUAUAGCAACAAAUCAGUUCUUCGAUUAUUGUGUCAUGGCCACAAUAUUGUUUAAUUGCAUUUUUUUAGCCAUGACAGAGACAGUCGAAGAAGCUGAAUUUGUCUUCCUAGCGAUUUACACCAUUGAAAUGGUAAUCAAAAUCAUUGCCAAAGGCUUCCUGCUCAACAAGUACACAUAUUUACGAAAUCCAUGGAAUUGGCUGGAUUUUGUGGUCAUAGCAAGCGGUUAUGCAACGAUCGGUAUGGAUGUGGGCAAUUUGGCCGGUUUGCGUACAUUUCGUGUGCUGAGAGCCUUAAAGACUGUUUCCAUAAUGCCAGGUUUAAAGACUAUUAUCAAUGCACUAUUGCACUCGUUUCGUCAAUUGGCCGAGGUCAUGACGUUGACCAUAUUUUGUUUAAUGGUCUUUGCACUGUUCGCACUGCAGGUUUACAUGGGUGAACUGAGAAAUAAGUGUGUUAAAAAUGUACCAGAAGAUUGGGUCAAUACCACCGAUCUUGAAUGGAAAUUAUGGAUAAACGACACAGACAAUUGGUUGUACGAUGACGAGGAGCUGCCUCUGUUAUGUGGUAACUUAACGGGGGCACGUCACUGCCCCGAAGGCUAUACGUGCCUGUGUGUGGGCGAAAAUCCCAAUCAUGGUUAUACGAAUUUCGAUAACUUUAUGUGGUCGAUGUUGACAACAUUUCAGUUAAUCACCCUGGACUAUUGGGAGAAUGUGUAUAAUAUGGUGUUGGCCACUUCGGGACCGAUGAGUGUAUCAUUUUUUACAGUGGUUGUGUUUUUUGGUUCAUUUUAUUUAAUAAAUCUAAUGUUAGCCGUAGUUGCUCUAAGUUACGAGGAAGAAGCCGAAAUAACGAAUGAAGAACGUAAAAAAGACUUAAUGGAUCAUCGUGAUGAUUCAACAUUUAGCUUCGACCCGUCCGUUCUGAAUGUGAAAAAAUUAAAUAAAAACAAUAAAAAUAAAAUUGACUCCCGUAAGGGUGUAUUGGCCUCCUACAAUAAGAAGAAGGUGAGACGGAAAAAAGUCAAGGGCACCGGCAAGGGUGAAACAAGUGGUAACAAUACCGAUAGCAAUGGCAAUGGAACACACACUGGUAAAGGUGAUUCACUCACACCCACACCUAGUCCCAGUCCCCGCCACAGUGGUUGUGAACGACCUACCGAUCUGGAUCUGAAAGGAGGUCAACACCAAAAAAUCGGCUCGGCCAAAGACAAACAACGCCAGACACGCAUUUGUUUUCAGGAGCAGGAUACCGAACUCAAUCCAAAUAUGUUGUAUCCCUCCGGCCAGCUGGUGCAUGCCGGCCGCCAAGGUAGCUCAAAUUCAGCCGGCGGUGGUGUGAAUCGUGAAUCAUCUCAGGAUGAUUCAGGUGUGGUGGACGAUCAUGAAGAACAAGAUAUAACAGCUUCCGAAGUGGUCAAUGUAACUGCCACCAAUAAUAAUAACAAUACGGUCACAUUAGCCCUGUCACCGCGUGAAGUUCGACUGAUAAAGUGCAAUGGAAAUAUAGCACGCAUUAAAAAGCAUAAUAUUUAUGCUUUACAUCCGGAAGAUUCUUCCGAAAUUGUUGUAAUCGAUGAUCUUCCCGAUCGAAAUUGUGAUAGAUGUGUUCAAUGUUGCAUCGACUAUGAAGGAUGGUUGCAAUUUCAAAAUUGCCUCUAUAAAGUGGUACGUGAUCCGCUAUUCGAAUUGGCCAUCACGCUAUGUAUUGUUUUGAAUACGGCAUUUUUGGCCAUGGAACAUCAUGGUAUGAGUGAAAGUUUUCGCAAUGCUCUGGAUGUAGGAAAUAAGGUUUUCACUUCAAUAUUUACAUUUGAAUGUAUUAUAAAAUUAAUGGCAUUAUCCAAAGAGUUUUUUCUAUGUGGUUGGAAUAUAUUUGAUUUGAUCAUAGUAACGGCCUCAUUGUUGGACAUAAUAUUUGAAUUAGUUGAUGGUCUCAGUGUAUUGAGAGGUCUCAGAUUGUUGCGUGUUUUAAAAUUGGCUCAAUCUUGGACUACAAUGAAAGUGUUAUUAAGUAUUAUUAUUUCAACCAUAGGAGCUUUGGGUAAUCUUACCUUAAUAUUGGUUAUAGUCAUUUACAUAUUUGCCGUCAUUGGCAUGCAAUUGUUUUCUAAAGAUUAUACACCAGAAAAAUUUGAACCCGAUCCGGUGCCAAGAUGGAAUUUCAAUGAUUUUUUCCAUUCGUUUAUGAUGAUUUUUCGUAUCCUGUGCGGUGAAUGGAUUGAACCUUUGUGGGAUUGUAUGAGAGCCGAAGAAGAGCAAGGUGCUUCCACAUGCUUUGCCAUCUUCCUACCCACUCUGGUAAUGGGCAAUUUCAUGGUGCUAAACUUGUUCUUGGCCUUGUUGCUCAACAGCUUUAAUUCGGAGGAGCUAAAAUCCAAGAAAGAGGAAGUUGGUGAGGAAUCGAAAUUGGCGCGCAGCAUUGAACGCGUGCGCGAUUUAAUACGAAAAAAGCGCCAAGAACGUAAAGAGCGCAAGGAGCGUAAAUAUGCUUCGAAAUUUCAACAAAUUGUUAUUGAAGCUCAAAAUGCUGCCGCCUCAUCCAUGCUUGAUAAGUCAGGUCUGAUGUCGGAAACUAAGUUUCACCGGCUUAGUUAUCAGGAAUCCAUGAAUCGCCCUGUUUCCGGCUCAGAUUUUGGCGUCAUAAUACCCUUAAAGGGUAGCCUACACACCAUCGUCGAUGGUACUGAAACUGAUGAAGAUCGUAAAUCACACACAUCCGCACACCAGCAACAACAACAAUACCAACAACAAUUACAACAGCAGCAACAACAACAAACCACACAUGAAUAUAGCAGCACAUCACCCAUGUUAAAUACCCAACCAGCUUUACAGCUGCUCUAUCAGCAACAACAAACGGCCAUGCCAUCAUUCGAUGGCACCGUGGCCAGUUCCUGCCAAUUAGACAAUAAUAGCCCAAAUCCACAGGCUGAGCGGCGCCUGCAACAUCAAAUGUCUUCCGGUUUUGGUACACAACCAAAUGAUUCACGUGAUGAUCCGACCACCUAUACCGAAUCCAUUGAACUACAACUAAUGGGUCAGUAUAAUUCCACAGACACAGAUCCCUAUAAUCAGGAUCAACGAAGUGGUUCUUAUAUGCGUGGUGAUUCCUUUCAAGAGCGUAUCUCAACACGACUCUGUAGCGAGGAACAUGACGAAUCAUAUUUACAAUAUCAGAAAUCGUUGUUGACACGAUCGCCUAGCUAUCGCAAAUCCUUGGAUCGCCUGUCACAGUCCAGUGACCAGUCCCAGCGAUCGCUGAUACCCUCACGACGUUCAGACGAUGAAAUCGUCUCAAGUAUGCGACGUGACACAAGUGGCCAUUCGUUGAAUACAAUCUCGAUGGAACAGGAGGAGUUGCUGUCGAAUCAUGUCAAUCUUAGGGAUGAACUGCUGAACUGUGAUCAGAAGGAAUUAUUUCAAUUUUUACAGGAAGAUGCCCAGGAUAAUAGCCACAAUUAUUUUAGCGAUACGGUAGGUUAUGGCUCGACCAUGGAUGCCGACACGGAUUCGUUAAUCGUCAACGAAAGUAAACGUGAAGAGCGCAAACCCUCGACCAGCAGCAUCAAAUCGAAUUUAAGCUACAUCUCCAAUUCCAUACUGCAGACCAUAGAGUCUCGGCGGAAUGGUGGUAGCCACUCCUCCAAUGGUAAUGGUCACGAUAAUGAAUCGGUACCCUUGGUAGAACACUCCGAAUUUGAUAACAUCAUACAGAGUUUUGAAAAGGAAUUGGAAGAGAUUAAAAAAUCCACCACUUCACUGGAAAGAAGGUUGUCAACGCUGUCCGAACCCUCACCGGCAGCUGAUGAGGCCAAUAAGGCGAUAUUGGAACAUAUCGCCGUCAUCACAGGGGCCUCGGAGAGGACGGCAGCCGAUGAAGUGGUAACACCACUGAAUCCCUACGAUAGCUACGAUUUGUCCACUGUGCCACGAAGGCAACACUCCCUGCCGGCCAACACAAAUCGUGCUUCGGUCAAGAUCAAACGACGAAGCCUUGAAAAACAACGUAAAAUCGAUGAAGACUUUUGCAUAAGCAAUGAAAUACGCAAGAUCUGUGAUCAAAUACAAGCUCCCUUUGCCUCGGUGGAGGCAAUGUCGAUUGCGGCCACUCAAGCCUCUGGCGCCCAAUCGCCAUUUAUGCGCCGGAAAAGUGAUCUCUUUAGUGCUCAAUUUGAUCGUUUCAAACGAAUGUCGCUAAUUGAGCGUGUCGACGAGGUACCCGAAGAGGAUAAGCCCAUUUCAACGCUACGCAUGGAAUCGGAAAGGUUGCCGCGUAAAUGUCUGACCGUUGAUGGGGCGGACAAAAUCGAAAGUCUCUCACUGAAAAGUACAAAUUCUUAUGAAAAUCUCUUGCUGCACAAACAAUUGACCCAAUUAGCUCAACACCAACAACAACAGCAGCACCAGCAGCAGCCACAUCUUUUGCAUCAUCACGACUCUUCCAAUUCAUCGUCCGCCGUUGUACCACCCACACCACCAGCCUCGCUAAAGUCUUCUAUCGAACCACCCACACUGGCGCAAAUGUCGUCGCUGAAGGCGACACCACCGCUGACGGCCUUAACCGAACACCAGCAACAUUUCCAUGCCACCAAUGCUCAGAUGCGCGCCACACCACUCCUCCCAAGGGCUGGGCAGUCGCGUGCCAAUAGCGUUGACACCGAACAACUGCAACAGCAAAAGAAACAACAGCGGCGGCUGCAAGUCAAGUCACGCUCAGAGCAUCCACAAUCGGCACUAGACAAAGCUGGUUCUUUUCAAUCGGCCCGCACCGAAUCGCAUAGUUCGGGUGCGGCCGAUACCUCCUCAGCUCUGGCACUGGCCGCGGCCGGCGAUGUGAUUGUGGGACAGUUGCAGUCGGCCGGUGGGUCACAAGAUAAGAGCGGUGAUGCGCUCCAGUCGCAAAAAUCUGCAUUUUCACGACUGACUGAAAAACCAUGGCAUUGUCUGGUCUCCUACGUAGACGAUCUCACAGUGGGUGGGAGACGUAAUUCGCAGGGAGCAUACAAUGAUCCCAUGACUUUUCCAAGUUUCGGACAUUCGAAGCCACCAAAAGUGCCAGAUGAUUGUUUUCCGCAGAAGUGUUAUGAACACUUUUAUUUUCGCUGUCCUUGGUUUAUGUCAUGUAUGGAUACACCGACCGCUAAACAUUGGACACGCGUCAGAACGGCCGUCUUAACUGUUGUGGAUACUCCAGCCUUUGAGUGGUUUGUCUUGGUGUUAAUAUUUGCCUCCAGCAUCACAUUGUGUUUCGAGGACAUCUAUUUGGAUAGCAACAAAUCUCUGAAACGUAUCCUGUAUUGGACGAAUUUUUCGUUUUGUCUAAUAUUCGUCAUCGAAAUGGUUCUCAAAUGGUUGGCAUUGGGGUUUUCCAAAUAUUUUACAAGUUUUUGGACAAUAUUGGAUUUUAUAAUCGUUUUUGUCUCCGUUUUCUCAUUGCUCAUCGAAGAAAAUGAAAAUCUAAAAGUGUUACGUUCAUUGCGCACCCUGAGAGCGUUACGUCCAUUGCGUGCCAUAUCCAGGUGGCAAGGAAUGCGAAUUGUAGUAAAUGCUCUCAUGUAUGCCAUACCAUCAAUUUUCAAUGUACUUUUAGUUUGUUUAGUUUUUUGGUUAAUAUUUUCUAUAAUGGGUGUACAAUUUUUCGGUGGUAAAUUUUUCAAAUGUGUCGAUAACGAUGGAGAGCUCUUACCAGUCACGGAAGUCAAUGACAAAUGGGAUUGCAUUGAGCAAAAUUACAGUUGGAUCAAUUCGAAAAUCACCUUCGAUCAUGUAGGUAUGGGUUAUUUGGCCCUACUGCAGGUGGCCACCUUUGAAGGUUGGAUGGAAGUGAUGGCCGAUGCCGUCGAUGCCCGUGGUGUCGAUUUGCAGCCACAACGCGAAGCGAAUCUCUAUGCCUACAUCUAUUUUGUCAUCUUUAUUGUGUGCGGUUCAUUCUUUACUCUCAAUCUAUUCAUAGGAGUAAUCAUUGAUAAUUUCAAUAUGCUGAAGAAAAAGUAUGAAGGAGGAGUGUUGGAAAUGUUUCUCACCGAAUCGCAAAAGCAUUAUUACACCGCCAUGAAAAAGUUGGGACGAAAAAAACCACAGAAAGUCAUUAAGCGACCAAUAAAUCAUUUUUUAGCUAUGUUUUAUGAUUUAUCCAAUUCUCGAAGAUUUGAAAUUGCCAUAUUUGUGUUGAUUUUUUUAAAUAUGUUAACCAUGGGCAUUGAGCACUACAAUCAGCCGCAUGCGGUAUUUUUUAUCCUCGAAGUUAGUAAUGCAUUCUUCACCACCGUCUUUGGCCUAGAGGCCAUUGUUAAAAUUGUCGGCUUACGUUAUCAUUAUUUUACCGUCCCCUGGAAUGUCUUUGAUUUUCUGUUGGUAUUGGCCUCGAUUUUUGGCAUUUUGAUGGAAGACAUCAUGAUUGAUUUACCGAUUAGUCCUACUCUGUUGCGAGUAGUUAGAGUAUUUCGAAUUGGCCGUAUAUUGAGAUUGAUCAAAGCAGCCAAAGGCAUACGCAAGCUAUUGUUUGCCUUGGUAGUGUCCCUGCCAGCCCUGUUCAAUAUUGGCGCUUUACUGGGUCUAAUCACAUUUAUAUACGCCAUAUUAGGCAUGUCGCUAUUUGGACAUGUUAAGCUACAAGGUGCUCUAGAUGAUAUGGUGAACUUCCAGACAUUUGGCCGUAGCAUGCAAUUGUUGUUUCGUUUGAUGACCUCGGCUGGGUGGAAUGAUGUACUGGAAUCGCUGAUGAUCCAGCCGCCGGACUGUGAUCCGCACUAUAAUCGGCAAACGAAUGGAGACUGUGGCCAUCCGCUGCUGGCCAUAACGUACUUUACCAGCUUCAUUAUAAUUAGCUAUAUGAUUGUCAUUAACAUGUAUAUCGCGAUCAUUUUGGAAAAUUUCAAUCAAGCCCAUCAGGAGGAAGAAAUUGGUAUAGUGGAGGAUGACUUGGAAAUGUUCUAUAUCAGAUGGUCUAAGUAA